AUGCCUUCCGCUAACCCCUAUGAUUUAGAUCCAGAGGUUCGAGCGGUCCUGAAAAUUGAAACAUUUCAGGGUAAAUUCACCACCCGAGAUUUCGUGGAAAACACAUCAAAAAACUUAUUAAAACAUGCCAAUCCCAAAGCGUUUGAUCCAAAACCAUUCAUAAGGACCUUCGAAAGAUCCAUUGAUGAACUUCUUAAAUUGCGAGAAACGGUGACAGAGCAAAGCAAGGACCUGGAAGCAAGUGUGCAAUUAACCGAGGCGGGCCAUCGUAAAAAGCUGCACGAAUUAAAAGUCACCUUUGAGGAUGUCGUGCAUUCUUUUGAAACUUUGGAGACAAGAAUUAACGAAGUCGGCAACAUAGCCAUCAGAAUCGGCGAACAAUUGGAAACCAUCGACAGGCAAAGACUUCGGGCUUCAGAAUCGAAGGAUUUGAUAGAAUACUUCAUGGCAUUCAACAGAGGUGACAUAGCGAGACUGGAGAAUCAGCGAGCAAGAGGAAAGGAUGGUCAAUUCAAGGCUGCGAUCAUCGCCAGAAGACUAAAUGCUAUUGCUAAAGAGGUUGAUAUUCCCGGUGCUGAAGCUGCCAGAGCACGUAUCGAAAAGUAUUGCGAGGUUUUAGAAAAAGAAUUGCUCGAACAAUUUGACAGAGCAUAUAGGCGAAAGGAUGUUACGACAAUGAAGGGCUGUGCAAAAACUCUCCAAGAAUUUAAUGGUUGUGAGUCUUGCAUUAAGCUGUAUGUGAACCAGCACGAAUUCUUUAUCUCAAAAGUAAAUCUCGGUCAGUCUAUUGAAUUCUUGAGCAGUACAAGUUGGAAUGACUUGCCCAAUCCACAAGUUCCACCACCUCCCGUUGAUCAAGGGCUCAUAAACCUUUACGAAGAAAUAAGGACGACAGUGAAGCAAGAAGCCGAAGUCAUAAAUGCUGUCUUCCCUAAUCCAAUCGGCGUCAUGCAAGUUUUCUUGCAGCGUAUUUUUGCUCAACUGAUCCAGACAUAUCUCGAAAGCCUUCUGACCCACGCCGAGAAUAACUCUACAUUGGCCUAUUUGCGUUCAUUGGCGGCAGUGCAUGUUGCCACGAAAGAACUUGCUGAGGACCUGAAGAGCCUUGACAUUCGUCAAAAAGGAUUAUCCGAUCAUAACUUAUUCGAACCGAGCGAAGAGGGUUCUCGCGGGAACAACACCAUCGCAGAAGUUUUGGAACAGUGCAUUGAAGAUCUAUUUGUUCCGUAUACGGAAGGUGAUCGUUACAUCGAGAAGGAAAAGAAAUCCCUGGGAGAAUUGUAUUCUUCGUUGUUAUUGAGAUUUACGGCUUAUCAUGCACCACGAGCCACAAGUUUGAUUCAACGUGCCGUGAAUCAGAUAACGACGUCAUCUCAAACUUUACUUGAUAUUCCUACAACCGAGGAAGACGGAAACCUUUCGAUCAAUGUUUCUAUGUUGAUCCUUAAAAUACACGCUGAAUCCAUUAGACGAUCUGUGCAACUUAGUCCUCCAUCGGAAUUGUAUCCCUGCAAUGCUUGCGUCGAUUGCCUGAAGAAGGUUCAAACGAAUGUAUCUCAACUUCUUGAUGGCAAGAACUUUGAACAUUUCUUGUCCGAGAUAGGAAUCGCAUUUUACGGUAUGUUGCUUGAGCAUUUUAAAAAGUUUGCCGUGAGCGCUGCGGGUGACAUCGCCAAAUAUCAAGAAACCAUUGCUCUCUUCAAGAUUCCUCAAUUGGACGAACGCUUUGAAAUGCUGAGACAACUGGGAAAUUUAUUCAUCGUAAAGCCAGAAAUCCUUAAAUCUGUGCUAAACGAAGGUUAUCUUGCCAAGCUAGAUAUCAAAUACAUUCUCCCGUAUCUGCAAGCUCGUACAGAUUUUAGGUCGGCGGGGAUCGACACGCUCCUCGGCGCGACCACGGAAACUGGCACCGGGGAAAGGAAUUUCAACGAGAAGGCAAGAGCAAGACUUGCAGCGAUGGGACUCAAUCUUGGACCCACGAGUGGAAGGAAAUGGAUGACGUUGACCGAGUGGUGA
Messenger RNA from Acaulospora colombiana, 2016 nucleotides. The record is from the annotation of a GenBank genome assembly. Lineage: Eukaryota; Fungi; Glomeromycota; Glomeromycetes; Diversisporales; Acaulosporaceae.